AGUCUUCCAUUGGAAUGAUCGCGUGAACCGCCACGAACGGCCAAGCCUCGUCUUUUGUCGGUUUUCUUGGCUGCUGACGUUUGUUCUGGCCUUGGCAGUUGAAUAAAAAGAGAACGACGACGACGACGAUCUGGGGUUCACCUCAAAGCAUUUUGAAAACGGCACUGGCAUUUUGAACGACGACCAUUGUUGGGACCUUAACUCAUUACUCAAGUUUUUUUUUCUUACCUCUCUACACGGCACUCUCGUUACCCUCAUUUUUCAAUCCGGUCUCGCACGACAAUAUGUCGAUAAAACAGGGAUUUAGCCUGCAAGCCAUCCUCUUGUGGCUGCUGGCGGGCUUGACACUCGUGGCUGCCCAAACAGACGCGAUCAAUGAUAUUAAGGAAGCCAUCACAGCACAAACAGCGGUUGCGGGUGCCCUUGCCAUUAUCCUUGGUUUCGUUCUACUCUUUUGGGGCCACAGACUCUUUUAUCCAACACUCUUCCUUGCCGGAUUCUUCGUUUUUGGGACCUUGGGGUACUCCAUUCUCCUCAAUUUGGAACCACAGCCAGAUGGAUGGUCUAAUCGUGACACGAUCUUGUUACUCGGGUCUUUGGCGUGUGGUAUUGUCGGAGGACUAUUGGCAGUGUGCCUGGUCAAGCUGGGGCUGGCAUGCAUCGGAGCUCUCGGCGGGUUCUCGUUAGCAAUGUUUAUCCUCUCCUUCCAAUCCGGCGGUGUAAUUCAGAGCGGUCUCGGACGUACCAUCUUUAUCAUUGCAAUGGUCGUGGUUGGGGCUAUUGCUAUCUUUUUCCUGGUCAAGCCGGUACUCAUUGUCUCGACUGCUGUGGCCGGAGCCAUGUCCAUUGUUUUGGGUAUCGACGUGUUUGCUCGAACCGGAUUUACCCCGGCUCUCCGACUCUUCUUGACAGGCAACCGAUUCGAUGUGUCGAUCUUUACGAGGGACAACAAGGUCCUCGCCCUGCUCAUUACAGCCGCCGUACUUGCCAUUGUGGGCAUAUUAGUACAGUUUAGAACCAACCGUGGUCGCACCUUUGGACACAAGUAGUUUUCCUUCAGUGUAGAACGUGGUUUAUCUACAAGUUUGUAUGUAUAUAUUAAUGAUGCGAAUGAGUUGUGAAUAGAAAUGAAAACCAAGCGUUGAAUUGUGAAACAAUUGCACCAGAUAUCAUUUAUAAAUAUAUAAAGAGUUAUAUACGCAAAGUAAA
Molecule: messenger RNA, 1209 nt
Organism: Spizellomyces punctatus DAOM BR117
Lineage: Eukaryota; Fungi; Chytridiomycota; Chytridiomycetes; Spizellomycetales; Spizellomycetaceae
Exons: 2
Coding region: 285-1049 (254 amino acids)
Source: RefSeq, a predicted model, not a curated record